Messenger RNA from Heterotrigona itama, 1939 nucleotides. NCBI's taxonomy places the organism in Eukaryota, Metazoa, Arthropoda, Insecta, Hymenoptera, Apidae. The record is from the annotation of a GenBank genome assembly.
CUGAAAUGUAUAUGAAAUAUUUUGUUCUAAUAAUUUUCUCAAUUUUUUUGUAACAAAUUGAAUGAUCAUUUUGUUUCAAUUAUCUGUUUAAAUUAUCUGCAUGACAUGUAAUUUUCUUUUUUAUACUCUUUUUUUUGGAUGAUCUUACUUUUCACGAGCUUAAUUUAAUGGGUUUCAGAACACUUUCACAUUGUUACAGUUGUGCAGUUUCCAUUGUUACUUUACGUGACUUUCGUAGUAUCGAUCUUUUCUAACCUUAUAAGUGAUAGGUGAUAUCACUACAGAAUGUAAAUCAAAUUUUGUCCUGAAGUAUCAUUGAUAGAAACGAAUUUAAUAAUAAUAUGGGACUAAUUUAAGAAGUUAACGUAACAAAAUAAAAGGCUAUUUUAAAAGAAUCAACAAUGUCGAAUAGUAUAUUGUUAAAUAUCUCGGAAAGUUUAAAUGCAUCUGAAGCUGCGCUUCGUCUUCUUAUCUCCAUAUUACUUGGAUUACCGAUCGCUCUUCUUCACAGAUAUAUUUUAUACGGAAAAUGUCCAGUUUGUCAACAUAUAUUUUUCGCAACUUGUGGCGUUUUGAUUUGCUUAUGGAAUUAUGGACUUAACAUACUCCAUUCAGCAGCGACAGUGUACGUUACUUAUCGCGUCUUAAAACGCCUUGGUGGUUCAUCCUUGUCUAUUAUUAUUAUUUUCAUCUUCAAUAUGGCUUAUCUCCUAUGUGGAUAUUAUAUGACAAGUACAGAUGACUAUGAUAUAAAGUGGACUAUGCCACAGUGCGUAUUAGCUCUGCGAUUAAUUGGUCUCUCAUUCAAUUUACUAGACGGUCAAAAACCUGAAAAUUCUGUGAAUUCUGUGAAGGAAGAAAUUAAACUUCAUGAUUGCAUUAUUCCUGGUAUUUCUCGAAUGUUCCUCGGAUUCAUAUACUUGAUAUUCUAUCAAUUAGGGACUUCAUACAUUCCCAAUCAAUAUCUAUUGAGUGCAGAAUUCCAGGAACAGACAUUUUUUAAACGUCUUUUCACAAUUGGCUUCUGGGGCCAUAUCAAUCUUUACAAAUACAUUUGUUGCUGGUUGUUAGCUGAAGGGGUUUGUACAACUUUUGGUUUGACAUAUAAUAGAAAGAAUAAGGAUGGUCGUCCGUUGUGGAACGGUUGUGAGAAUGUGAAGUUGUUGAAAUUUGAAACAGCAAGUCAUUUUAAUGAUUACAUUUUGUCAUUCAAUAUAAAUACCAAUACUUGGUGCGCGGAAUAUAUUUACAAGAGGUUGAAAUUCUUGGGUUCGAAAAUAUAUAGCCAGUUUUUCACUCUGGCUUUCCUCGCAGUAUGGCAUGGAUUUCAUUCAGGAUAUUAUUUAUGCUUCUUCCUUGAAUUUAUGAUCAUGUUCGCUGAGAAAGAUUUGACUCAAAUAUUGACGAAGCAGCAGAAAUUACAAAGUUUCUUAGACAGUCAUCCAGCACUUCAAAUACUUAUAAGGAUUCUAAUGAUGAUGCACACAUUUGUUUUUAUGGGUUAUAGUCUCAUUUGUUUUAUAUUUUUAUCUUACCCUCGUUAUCAUCAGGUUUAUUCUUCCGUUUAUUAUUGUGGUCAUAUAAUAUAUUUGUCCUAUCCUUUUAUUUCUAUACUCAUCAAGACAUUUCUUUUUAAAAAACGUCCCAAGAAACUUGAGUAAUAUAACAAAAUUUUACAAAAGUUUUAUUGUUUUAUUCAUGAUAUUAAAAAAAAGAGGGGGAAAUGGGAAACAGGGAAUGGGAAAUAAGGAAUAAUAAGAAAUACUUUGUCUUUAAUCGCACAUAACUUGUUAAAGUACAAGAAUAUUUACAAACUAUUUUUGAAGAGCGUUAAUUACGAUAAUAAAAUAUACAAUAAAUUUUGUAUGGAUGUUACAGAGGAUUGCAAUUUUCGUAAAAACGAAAAAAAAUUUAUAUUAAAAUUUUUUUUUAGAAAUAA